Messenger RNA from Meleagris gallopavo (turkey), 2139 nucleotides. Lineage: Eukaryota; Metazoa; Chordata; Aves; Galliformes; Phasianidae. The record is from RefSeq and is a predicted model, not a curated record.
UUGUAGAUCUCUUAAAGCCUGCAGUUAUUACAAAGAGCAUGUGUAAUAUGGAGCUGUUCUUAAACAUGGAUUUCACACUGAGUUCAGAAGAUAAAAUAACUGUUCAUUUCAUAAAUCGCGAUGGUGACAAGCUAACAGCCAAAGGAAAACCUGGAGAUUCAUUGUUGGAUGUUGUUGUUGAUAAUAAUCUAGACAUAGAUGGUUUUGGUGCAUGUGAAGGAACGUUAGCCUGUUCAACUUGUCAUUUAAUCUUUGAAGACCACAUAUUUGAGAAACUAGAUGCAAUUACUGAUGAAGAGAUGGACAUGCUAGACCUGGCAUAUGGUCUCACAGAAACAUCACGUUUAGGCUGCCAGAUCUGCUUGAAGAAGUCAAUGGAUAAUAUGACUGUUCGAGUACCAGAAGCUGUUGCUGAUGCUAGACAAUCAGUAGAUUUGAGUAAAAACUCCUAAAAGAAAGUAUCAUAGGAGUUUUAAAGAAGCUUGAUUAUUUUUAUAACUUAUUUUUAAAUGUGUAAUUAAAUAUGGAAACUUACAUAAUUGUGAGUUAUUUUAUAUGACUAUCAGUACUAGAUUAAUGCUAUUUUAAUUUUUCUUUAUAGAACCUCCUAUAUUUUUAUGCUUCAGAUGCAAUAAUACUUCUAACUGAUCAUUGGACUAUAAGUGCUAACAAGUGUAUUACGGAUUUCAUACAGUUUUACUCUGCCAAAACCUUUGAUGAUGACUGAAAACUGAAUCACUUCUAGAAGAUUUGCAAAAUCCCUGGGCAUUGCUAGGUGUCAGGCCUAGCAAUCUGUUAGCAGGACUUGUGAGGCUGCAGGUCUUUUUCAAGUGUUGCUUUCAAAGAUAUAUGCUCAGAACCAGUUCGCUUUCUCAGUAAGUAUGAUAUUUCCUUUGCAAAUAGUGGAUUUUCAGGGUAGUUGUUUUCCUGAAAACUUCCUAUUUAUGAAACUUACUAGAGAUGUGGCAAAUCCCAUCUCACAAAAAUACUGUUAAAACCAUAAAAACAAGGGGCCAGUGCAGAACGUGGGCACACGCAGCUUGGUUUUCGCAGUACACCGCAACUAUGGAGAUUGACGUGGCUUCAAGGAAAGGCUUGGAGCUGUACAACAGGAAGUAAAUGCAAACUCUUGCCAUUUUCUGAAGUUGGAUCGCUGAAUUGAGAUUGAAAAGAUUGUGUCCCUGUUAGAAAAGAAAUAUUUUCUAGAGCUGUAUUGGAAAAAACGGAUCCAGUUUGGGGUCCUUGAUUUCCUCUCUCAGCAGGUAUUCCUUUGUUUUGUGAUGCUCACUUUGGACUUCCACUUAAAGCAAGGUAUGCUUGAUGUUAAAGAUUGCUCAGAGAACAUUUGGAAAUUUGUUUUGUAUCUCAUCUAAUUAGAAGUACAACUUCAGAGUUGAAAUUUCCUGUUUUUUUGUGAGAGCUGGAGAGAACGUGGUUGGUUGAAGAAGUGUUCUGAAGAUACUGCUGUCUUCCUUUGUAACUGCUACGAGCAGCUGUAAUUCAGAGGUUGCCCUUCCACAAUCACACAAACUCACUGUUUGUAUUGCCUUUAUCACAGUUUCAUUUGUACGCUGCAGUUCUUAUUAAAUAUCAAACUUUUAUAAUUUCUACAUGAGACACAGCUCCUUAGCUUCCAAGAAUGAGAACUCGGAUCAUAACCAGAUGUGCUGUGUGGAAUUCCAUGAGGAAGAAUCUGAUUUUCAGUAGCGAUGUGCCAUUUCAGGGUGGAAUGUGUUUGAUUGUGGGGCUCUCUGUGUUACUGCAGCACCAGGCACUUCUCCUGGAGGGAAUCCUGAAGUGCUUAACACUGUCCUGAACAAGUGUGAAAAGGCUAUUGUCCAAGUUUUCCUUAAAACACAACACAACAGAACAACCUUGGUUUACAUGUGCUACUUCUUGUUACAAAGAGUUUGUCUCCUAUUACUGUGCCAAUGGAAGGAACAGCAGGACAAGACAAAAAAAAAAUACAAAAAAAAAAAAACAUUCAAAGCUUCUUUUGAGUUCUGGAAGUGUUCCAUGGUUCGUAUAAACAGAAAUCUCAGAAGACAAAAGAAUGGGUUUGCAAUCCCCAACGCACAUCUCAGAUAUUCUUGUUUCCUUUUUGUCAAAGUGAUUUGAAAUAAAUCUUAUUUUAUACCA